GCGGAAAUUUUGAUGAUCGUUUUCGAACAGUUUUCAAAGUUUUUCCAAAGCUUCCUGUAGUCUUAAAAGCUUUGAUGUAUGUGUUGUUUGAUAAGAUGCCAAUUUGCCACAAAUAAAUCAUGUCUCGUGACAAUUCUGCCUCGACACCCUGGUGGGAGCAAGAUGCCAGUGUGCUCCUCGGUAAUGGUCAAAAUCGUAUUGAUGAGAAAACCAUCCACCACACUCCUGUCCCGCUGGCUUCCUCAACGGUGCUCAAGAAUCCGGAUGGGAAGGACAAACCAGCACCUCCCCGACACUCACUCUUCAUGAGCGAAGAAAAAGAAAUGACGCCAGGAAGAUCAGGCGAGGAUAUUGUGCGAUUCUCGCUCAGUGACCUUGACCUCUUGAAGGAUGCGUCCGGUAAAGAAGCGCAGAAGGAAAGGGACCUUCUUACAUGCACCGACCCAUUCAUGAAUGUUCAACAAGUCGACAAUCUGUUGCCUUACCCCGGAGAGAACUCGUCCAACACUCGUACGUCUUCAAUGGGGAUUAUACCAUUGGAUUCAUUUGAAGAUUUGUCGUCAAGUUUAUUGGAUAGAGAUUUGAGUAAAAAAUCACCAAACUUUGCCAAAUGUGAGUCCAACGGCAAAAAAACUAACUCAGGUGCCGGUGCAGUUGGUGGUGGUAAACUAUCUGGUAUAGGGGGCCCUAAGGGAAUAUUCUUGAGUUUAAAUGACGAGGACGAUGAUGAAGAGGAGAUGAACGCAACCAUCCCCGUUGUACAAAUCAACGAGGACGAUUUGAAAAAACUCGAUGACGAAUUUGGCGAUUUUGAUUUUAAUAGCACGAUGACUGAUGACCAACCGGAUCAAAGUCGAAUGAGUAUGGAAAGCCGUGACUGUAAUCAAGAUCAGUGGCGGGUGGGGCGGGAAUCUGUGGAUCCUGGUGGUGAGGUUGUCGAAAGAUAUGGUAGUAGGUUUGGACGGGAAGCGAUGGAACCUGCUGGUGAGGAUGUCGGAAGACGCAGUCGCCCGGGGAUCGAUGGAAAUACAAUGCGCCCAACUGAUAUUGUUUUGGAUAGGCGUGGUGCUCGUAAUUUUACAGAAAGGGUCGGGCGAGAUUCGUUGGACCCUGAUCGGGAUAGUUUGGAUGGCUUUGGAAAACCUGGUGCCUAUGUGGGUCUUGGGCGCGAUUCUGACAGCCGUGUAGAUGCAGGUUACGCAGGAGAUCUCAGUUCAAGGUUUGGUCUGGAUUCGACGGACCCAGCUGGUGAUAUACUUGAGCGGCAUGGGAUACCAGAUCUGAGUAGCAGAUUUGACCAGCUGGCUGGACAAGAUCGGUUCAUGCCGAUCGGCAAUGCUGGGAAUACUGCACGGACUAAGGGUCCCUCCUUAGACCCUCUUGACCCGUUGUACCUGCGUGCCAGUCCCAAGCCAAGCCUUCAUGAGGAUGGAGAUGGCCAGGAAGACACCACAAUGUCAAUGUCAAGGCCUAGAUUCAGUCAGUCACUCUUUCCAGAUGACACUGCUGCAGCACGUACCAAUGUCAACGGCAGUGAAAUCGACACUGAUGAUGAAAUCGAAGCUGCAAGGAGGGAUAUUGAUGGUUUAAUGGAGAGACAAGACACACCAGGGGCCAGUGAAGACGACCGAGUCCAACGGCCAGGUUUAGAGGGCGCUAGGAGUUCUGACGAGGGCAACGCGGGAACCCGUGGUGAUUUCUCUGUGCGCCAGAAUGCGGAGGGAGGAGUGAUGGUCUCGUCUGUACCUGGUGAUGGAGGGGGCGGAGGAGAUGGCACCAGUGCUAGUGAUGAAGACACACCCAUGCCGACUGGUUCACGCCAAGCUGCCCUCCACAGCCGUCAAAUAGGGGGCGGUGUUUUCCGUUCAGCUUUUGUAGAGGAUGAUCCGGACGCCCAACCUCGGAUUCAACCUGUUGGUGAGGAUGAUGUUCUCAUGGAGCGCUCCAUGCGCCAGGUACGAUUCACCAACACAUACGACGAGGAAAGUCGUGACAUCCCCGGAUCCUCUGAACGGGGGCCUUGGAUGGAGAAUCAAACUGUUUCAAGUCAGAGUUCCGACAGCGGAGAAGCAGCUGAUACCCGAAUGUCAAACCUCGCAUCACGAUUCCUGCGCCCAAACAGUAUCUCAAGCCUUGCCGCAACAGACACACGGACAAGUUGGGCGAUUGGCGAUCAGAGUUCUUUCAUUUUGGACAACAUCAUCCCCGGAGCAGGCGAUGGUGACAUACCCUUAGACAAUGAAGCUACACUCACGCCUUACAACCAAAUACCUGUAGUCUCCGGAGUGACUAGUAUGUACUCGGAUCAACCAUCAAUCAGCUCAUAUGGUAAUAAUACUCGCGAUUCUUCACAGAUGAGGCCAGGUUCUGACAUAUUUGGCAGCCAGCCUUCACCGGAGCUAUUCACUCAGGCAAACCAGGAUGUACCCACAGACCCCAAUACAACCGAUAUGAUCUUCACAGGGCAGUCGUCUCUCGGUUCAUUUGGCCUUGCCCAGAAAAACCAGUCAGGCAAGGAAGACCGGUCAUUCCAGCCAUCUUUGGGCGGGUUGGAUUUUUCGGAGUUCCUGUAUAAGCCAAGUCCAUCGGGGCAGAGCGAUCGAGGAGUCAGUCAACCCAGUGAGAGUCGUGAGUGGGAAGGACUAGACACCACUGCUGAGCCUUCCAUGUCUAGAGAAAACCCUAUCUACCUCAGUGAAGACGGUGAAUGCGUGACUGACCUGGCCUACCGGACGACUUUUACUCAUUCUCAAAAUAUCGAACUGAGUGAAGAGGAAGACUUCAUGCCAACAGCUGAAAGCCAUGCUCUGAUGGACAAAAAUGAACGCCAAUUCGAAUGUCUAACUCAGGAUGAAAGUGCCACUGCCAGGAAGACUAGUUCAGUCUGUUCAAGUGGUUCCGGGUCGUGGAGUUUACGCUCCGAGGGGACGGUGUUGCGGCCAUCUUGGAUGUCAGCUGAGGAGGCUGAGGAUAAAUUCCUGAGGAUCUCAAUUGGAACUUUUAUGGGAGGAAGAACAGAGGCACUAGGUUCUUUAGAUGGGGAGGAAGGCGCAGUCAGGCCUGAUUUUGGUCGUGUGAUUGUCACGCCACCAAGUGCAAGAAAGCCAUUUGCGCUGAUCCAGGCCACGCCCAAUCUGAGUGACAUCCAGGAGACGACAGACUACGAGGACAGGAGUAUAGGACAUAGCAGUGAAAACACCCCCAACACAUCUCCUAGUCGUGUUGUCAAACAAUUCAACGUGGAUUCGCCUGAUCCAGUCGACCAGACAUGCACCCCAGAGGUGAUGAAUCAGAAGAGUAGUUACGAAACUGGAACUGGAACUCCAAUUGUAACUGGAUCAGAUUCGGUAUUCUAUACGCCUGUCCCAGGAGAAAAGUCUGUCAAGAGUGAUCUCUCUGGGAGCACUGGGCAUAGCGCACAGAGCAGUGACCGCAGUGAUAAAGAGGAUAGUACGUUUAUGGACAAGAGUGGCGCUGUGAACAUCAGUGCAAUAAACAAACUACUUUCGAAUGCAUCGAUCAAUACCAAACCAGAGGACCUCGCUGCUAUGAUCCUUAAAAUGUCUUAUGCUCCAAAAGCUAAAAUGCAGGCAGGGGAACUAAGUUCUGGGGUAGGCCUUGGUUCUGGACUUGGGAACAUUGCAGAGAAUCCUGAUAUUGGUGCAGAACGAAAACUUUCAAAGCCACUUCCAGGUGAAAGAACAAGUAGCAGGUCCUCUACUUCAAUAGGAAUGUCUGACAAGCCACCGAUACCGAGUAAAAUUCCUUCCCUGGAUAAGACGGUUCGUCCUAGUCGUCAAUCUUUCCCGCGAUACGGAGAAAACGAUGUGCCUGUUCCAAAAGUGAAUCCUGAUGAGAGUGCUAAGAGAUUGAGUAGGUUGAGUAAUAUUUCUGCUCCUGAAAGGAAUCGAGGAAAAGAUCUCAGUGAAAAUUCUACUGGAAAGAAUUCGCCUUCAAAUUCACGACCUUCAGUUGGGAAGGAUCAAAGUGCUCGAGUUAAAAAUUCUAAAGAAUCCCCACUGAAUUCUGCUCCUGCUCAGGAGGAGUCGAAACUGAAAUAUCCUGAAACAGGGAGGAGUGGUCCUGAAAUGGGAAAGAACAGUCCUAAGAAGAUUUCUUCUUCUGCGAGGGGUUUGCCGAAACCGAAGAUGGAUGCUAAGAAGGCUGGUUCCAGCAAGGGCAGUCCUGUGAAGAUGCUGAAGUUGAAACCACCGCCUGCACGUAGACCGCAGGAUGAGUUGUCCUCUGAUGAGGAGGCAAGUGGCCCACAGCCUCGUCCUCCAAGGAAAGCAUCAUCCAGAAAGAAAGGACAGAAGGAGGAAGGGAAAAAUUCAACGUCUAAAUAUUCAAGUGGGAGCAAUGGCGGUGCUAGUCCUGCGUUUGAUGGACGCUCCAAAGUUGAGGGCAAGAAUGGUCGUGAGGAUGUUCAGCAAGAACUAGCUGUUGAUAAUCAAACUCAUGCUGAUGAAUUAGAUCAGCAGAAAGCUUCGCAGAUUCCGAGGCGCAUAAGGUCAGAAAGCCCACCAAAAGCUGUGGAGAAGCCAAAGAGUAGUAAUCAAACGCGGAUACCGCGACCAGUCAGUUCGAGUAGGAGUCGUAGUCGCAGUGCUGAUGGUGAUGAGAAGAGGUCACCUGGUGGGGCGCUGGGGGAGGGGGCAGAUAGGAAGGGUGAGAGGAUGAGCAGGCGUGAUAUGGGUGUGAUCAGGAUGGAGCCUGUUCAGGAAGCUAGUUCGCCACAGUGGGAGCAAAGAAAACCACGACAAGAAGAUGGUGAUUUUGAUGCAGGUGGUACGAUUCCGUCGAGCCCACCUAUCGGUUGGAACACGCCCAGACCGAGCUCAGUAUUCUCCCGUCCGUCAAGUACACAAUCAAAUGAGGAGUCGCCACCUAUGAAACAAGCAUUGAACUACACGAAGAGUUCAAGUGUGGGUGUCGUUUCUCCGAGCAUUCAGUCGCCGAAUAAGUACAAUAAUUACACAGGUAGUAGUGAGUUGACUAGUGGUUUUCACAGCCAGGCAACAGAUUUUAUGCAGACUUAUAAUCAGACUCAUGUGACAAGGAGCUCUGACCCGUCAGCUGCUGGCGCUACCAUGAAUAAAACUCCCAGCAUGCACCGUUUGACGCCGCAUUACGACGUGACGCCCAAUGACGAUGUUACAUAUCGCCCACGAUUGUCAAGUACCCCGAUGUACGGCGCUCCGCAGACUUCUCCACCGGUUCAGGAUAUGCCCUCAAAUAUCGUUACCACCCCUGGCAACCGUUUGUUGUACGGCUCCGACAGUUUAGAGACCACGCAACAUUCACCGAAUCCAGCAUCCCCUAUUGUCUCGUCACCGACUACUAUACGGUACGAGACUAGCAUACAGGGUGGCGAAGAUCUGGUUCAGGGUCGUAGCGUGAGUCAUCAAAAUGUUUACCACCCCCCUUCCUCGCGGACAAACUUGCAAACAGACAUGCAGUACUUUAUACCCCACUCUUCCAAUGCUCAGCCUUCAUAUGCUGGUACACUUACCCAGACACGGCCGUUUUCGCAAUCAGAUUUAUACGGUACGGCCACAACGUACGUUCACGGGCCUUCGAAUAUUUCGACGUUUACGUCCCAGGCUGCUGCAAGGCCUGACAAUAUCACAACAAAUAGUGCUGCAUCAAAUGGACAAUUACAAACACUGCCUCCUAGGCAAGGUUUGGACGUACGGAAUGGCCGUGACCAGGAGAGGUUUCUGCGGACUGCUCCCCAGUUUGGGAUAUCUGAUCUGGCAAGCCGGCGUCGUGAAGUAGCAACAACUGGAAACGCAACAAUGCCAAGAGACUUCAGAGAAGUGACUCGUGUGCCGAACAUCACCGCCCCUGGUGAGGUCAAGUUCCAAGAUGUCUGCUGUGUAGGCAUGACAACGCGAUGCUGCAUCCCACUUCAGAACCCUAACGAUCGGUGGUUGCAUUGUACGCUUCGUAUCGUGACGGUGAAUAUCGAUGGCCGAGAUCGUGCACCGAACCUGUCGCCGUUUGUUAUGAAGCAGCAGGUCAUACUCGGGCCGAACUCUGUGGAGGAAAUUGAGGUGAUCUUUGCGCCCCGGAUAGAGGGUGUCUAUGUAGCUCAUCUCCACCUCGUGAUCAGUCCUGUGGCCAACGACUCCCCCCUGCAGCCAGUGAAGGUGCCUGCCAUGGUCACGCUGCAGGGGAUUGCGGAAAUGCCAAACAUUCAGGUUGUGUGUAAUGGAGAGAGCAUCUUGGAUUUUGGCCAACUCCCAUGGGGCUCCCAGACCUCUGUUCCGUUGACCCUAAUAAAUCGUGGACGGGCAACAGUGCCUGUACGACUUGUCAUUACGGGGAACACGACUUCGUGGCGGCAUUUCUCAUUCGAGCAUUUCUCCGAUUCAACGAGUGACAUCAUGCCGUCGUUAUCAAAGUCUGUGAUCAGUGGUACGGUUCAGGGCCGCGGGGAGAACAGCAUCCAUGGUGAACCAGUACAGAUCAUGCUCUACCUUCAAACACCCGAUAAACAGUAUGACAGAGGUCAUCUUCAUCUUCCGCCGGAAAAAUUGUCGGCACGCAUCGACGUAGAACUGGACAUCACAUCGACCUCAACAAUGCACGCUCCAUUAUGUAUCGUCAACCUCCGUGCAUUGGUCGGGUCUGCUAGGCUCCGUGCACCUGCCGCAAUGCAGUCAAUAACAUUAAAAACAACGCUUGGCAAAUCGACGACGCACAUCCUUCCGCUGCAGAAUGCCGGGAAUAUUCAAUUGAAGGUCUCAUUCAAUGUGACGGAUCACGAGGAUGUGUUUGCAAUUCUGCCAUCUCAGUUGGAAAUCGAGGAGAGUAGCCAGGCGGAUGUGGUCAUUAAGUUUCAGCCCAAGGCAGCAAGUCAAAAGCCGUACCGCACUGUACUGCUGAUGAACAUCGAACCUAGUGGACCUGCGUACGAGAUUGAUAUCACCGGUGAGGUUGCCAACCGUGAACCGACGCGGCAUUCCUCAGAUAUUGUGUUGCUUAGCAACAAGCACUUCCUGUCGUGGGGCGGAGUCGGGUUAGGAGAAACUGUGCCUCAAAAACUGGUGCUUCGAAAUCCGACGAACAACACUCGUCACUUCAGGAUGCAGAUAAAGGGCUCUUCUCAAGAUUUCAAGCUACGAAGUCUCACCUACACACAGGAGAAGCUACUUCCCGAGAAGGAGAUUGUGAUGAAACCGAUGGAGGAUUACCCUAUCCAUGUGAUAUUUGAACCUUCGGCAGUUGCGACGUGCUCAGCUAAACUCAACAUCAAAACAGACUCGUCCAACUUCAAAUACUCGAUCCCUCUGAUGGGCUACGGUGGAAAAUGUGCAAUAGUCCUCGAUGGUGCCAAUGACGGCCAGAAGGGACACUACUGGUUGAAUACGGGCGAGAUCACGGACAGCCAUCGCGUCAUGGUCCGGGUGACAGUCAGGAACAGAGGGGCUCGGGCAGGAUUUGUGAAAGCCUUGCCAUUCCAUGAUAUGAAUUGUAAAAAAAAGAUGUCACACAGCAUAAUCACUGUCCAGCCAUCAGAAUUUGUCCUCGGUGAAAAAGAUUCAAAGGUUGUUGUGAUUGUGAUUAACCCGAGCAAUCGUGAGGCCGUCCUAUGCCAGGAUCAGCGCAGCAUAAUAGGAGCGGUGGCGUUCUACUUUGGCGAUGAGCUCAGCCGGCAGAAGUAUCGGCGGGCAAAACUGAACAAGCAGAAAGUCAAUCCGUCUGUGUCGAUUGGUGAGAGUCUUCAAGAUGUCAACUUUGAUGUGUCGUAUCAGGGAGAUGAAUUAAUACCCUCGUGUCUUGAUGUCUCCGAUUCGCCGACCGAUAUGGAGUUGUUCUAUGCCAACAUGUCGAAGGUGGUGACGGCACUCGUCGGUGAUACACCCAAGCCAAAGUCCAGCUCACAUUAUAACACAAAAACACUUGGUGCUAUUGAAAACGGUCUGGCAAGGCCAAUUAAUGAUAAUAUGAUGUGUACGCCACCAGUUAAGGGUACCCCCUCGAUGCGGAGGGGAAGCAAGUCUCAGUCACCUGUUCACAUGAAGAGUUUGGAGAAGGAAGACUGGACCAUUCAACCUGAACAAAUUAUACUCGGAUCGCCGAAGUAUAGUUCGGAGAACAACGUCAAACGGUUGCAGAUUAACAACUUCACGGAUAAACCACAACAGUUUGAAUUCACAUGGCCUGCACAUUGCGUGUCAGUGACGCCAGAGCAAGGUUCCAUUCCUGCACGCAGUUCCGCCCUCAUCUGCAUCUCGGCCAACCCGACGCUGUACAACCGCGGCAUCAUCUUACCGUGGCGCGGCCAGGUUCACAUCUCCUGCGCGGGGACAGACAAGGUGGUCAAAGUACAGAUCCGUGACGAACCUACGAAAGAUGUGGUCUCGACGACAACGAAUCGUCACCAGCCACUUGUGACAGUCGUGGAUCGAAAUCGACCGGCGAGUUGCAGCGUGUCAGUGAUCAGUAAGGAGAUUGCAUUUCCUGAAACUGUCACUGGAGAAACUGCUGAUCAAUGCUUGGAAAUGGUUAACAACGAUGAACAUGACGUGACAUGGACGAUCACUCAGUUUGCCCCGGCUUAUCUCAAGGAUCCCAGUGCUCGUGGCGAGCUGCAUCGGCUAUCCUACCCAGCCUUCCAGUUUCUCAAAACGUCUGGUACUGUUCUUCCAGGACAGACACUCAAGGUACCUCUGAUCUUCAUGCCUCAGGAAGUCGGAUCUCACAGCCAGUUCUUCGAUCUCCAACUCAAGCUAAAGUCACCCGUGGCAGCCACUGCUAGCAACACCAGGAUACAGUGUAUGGGACAGAGUAUAUCGCAUUUAUCCGCUGGCCUUGUGAAUGGCUUUCCAGAUCACGAGCGUUCAAAGCCCAGGAAGGAAUCAAUCAAGGAGAAGAAACCAAAAUCUCCUCGUCAUCGUGGGAUUGUGGUGUCAUGCGAUGAAGUCGUUUUCCCCAUCACCCGAACUGGCGAAGCAGAAACACUCAGGGUGGUCAUCAAAAAUCAUUCCCCUAUAACGGAAAUCGUUCAGUUUGAUGGUCCAUCUCCUCCUUUUAAAGUCAACUUCCGCAAUCUGGAGAUUAAGUCCCGUCACUUCCUACGCAUGCCAGUCGAGUUCCGGCCAGACCGUCCAGGACGAUUCUCAUCCGAGCUUAUGCUGAAAGGUAGUAAGGACCAUAUAACGCUCCAGUUACGAGGUCAGGCAGAGUAGUGGUGGAUACAAAUCGCAUUACAAGAAUCACUUGGGACUAGUAUCCUUUCAAAUGUUAGAACCAUAUCGGUGGUACACUUCUGUAAACCACCAAAUGUUUCUGCUUUAUUUUUGUGAUUCUCGAAAAUUUCUAAAAAAACUGAAAUGUUAACUGUUUUAUUUUCUGCUAAGAUUUAUCAACGGAAGCUUAUUUCCACCUUAAGUUUUAACCGGGCCGAUCAAAACUUGCCGUUUUUAUAAACGUUUCAUGAUAGAUUUCCUUUUAUAUGAAGAUGAUAAUAGAUGACCAUAAUUGAGUCAGAUAGGCAAGUCAGUCUUAACCUCACUAUCAUGGUGACGCUUAAUAGUCCAAGCUUGAUUUUUGUGAAAUAUUUCUCGCCUCCUGUUGACCUUGUCCAUGUUUGUAACUUUGCUCAAGUUGCUCAGGAAAAUUCCACACUUAUAUUUAACGUAAAUGCUAGUACCCUUUUCUUUGCAUAUGUGAUUAGGACAAACAAACUUUGCUAAAAAUUGUGAGAAUAGCCCAUUGUUGCUGCGAAAGGAUUGGUUACAGUUUCACACAUUCAACCUUCUGGUCCUCUCAAAAUCUAGCGUGUCUCCACUGAGCAGAAGAAAAGAUUGAAUACAUUCUUCUUUUCAUCAUUACGUUUUAUCGCAAAUGCCAGAGUUUACGAUUCUCUGAUAUCUGCCCCAUAAUAGCCUUUAAUGGUUUAUUUGUUAAAAAUGAUGUUUUCCAAGCCUUGGCGAACGAAAAGAGCUCCUUGUUGCUUUUGGGUUUAGUUAAACAGUCUGUGUAGCACGUCAAUGGUACUCGCGUUGCAUAGAUGGUGAAAAGUUUUGACUAGUUUUGGGGUUGCUGGGUACACUCACAUUGACUGUGUCUGUUAAGCACCUUAGCAUCUUUCGGUAUGACAUCUGCCUAGCCAUCAUCUUUCACCAAGACAAAUAAUAAAUGAAGAAGUAUCCUUAUAUUGGAGGUUAAUAAGUGCAUAGUGUAGCAUCUUUUAUUUUAGAACUUGGUGCGUCUGGGGUUGUUAUGUCAAGAUGUUCUGCGGGGAAGCUAAAUAAAGUAUUUGCAAUCAAGUUGAUGAUAAGAUGGCGUCUUCGAACCAGUUCAAGGGCGAAAAUUUAAAUGAAUGCUACGAUAGGAUGAUGUCUUCCAACCAUUUAUAAGAAUAGGAAAUUGAAAUGAAUGCUAUUUACAGGGUAUUUGAAUGUACAUGUAUCUGUUUGAUUCUGCAAGUUUAAGAAUGUCUGUAAAACAAAAAGUUGUAACUUCUGUAUGAAAUUGUAUAUUUUGUAUCAAAGGAAAGUUAGUUCAUUCUGAAAACAAUAUUAUUUAGUUCAGGUUAUUGUUUUGUUCAUUAAAACGUUUGUUACUGGUACCCAAAGUAAUUAUUUUUUGUGGGUUUGAUUUUCAUGAAAUUGAGGCAAUCUGUCCUGCAAAUAUAUACCUUCUUAGAUAUGAAGGUACAACAUAGCAACAUAGAUCAGAGCUGUAUUCAACUUUGUUGGUCAUGAUCUGCUUGAAAAAUACGUCCUUCAGCAAUGUCUGAGGGGCAGGAGCCCCCUGCACCCCCUACUAAAUAUGCCCCUGGAGAUAACAAAAUACAAGCCAGGAAUGAUGUUUUUCUGAAUGCUGAUGUCAAGUGUUGAACGUUCCAAAAGCUGCAUGUACAUAUUGUUGGUUAUUACUUUCUGCAUUUGGAUUAUUUUUCAUCAACAAAUCAAUUGUUGGCGACAGGUUUUUCUUUUCUUUAGUUUCGACUUUCAAUAACAAAUAACUUGCAAAACAUGCAUGAACUGACUUGAGCCUGCUAAACCGGAGUAACUGGUGGUUAGUCAACUCUGACAUUUAAUGCAUAUGAUGUCAUAUUGUCCUAAUUACCAGAUGGACACAGGUUAUCUUAGUAAAUUUAUGACUGAUCCCAGAUUGUGGCUGUUUUGUUUGCAAUGCAAUCAUUUUCCUAGGCACUGCAGGCUGCUCUGUUGGUAAAAAAAGCUUUUCUGAAAUAGAAAUUUUUUUGGGUCAGUUGGCAAACUGAUGCUCGAGGGUCAAACCAGGAAAUUGUAUAGACUUAGAAAGAGCUGUUGGAAACCUUGUUUCUGACUAAAAAUAUUACAUUGGGAAAAAUCCAGGGCAAAAUGUGUCAUGACAUUUUCCCAGAUUGGCAUGUCUUCGAGUGUUCACAAAAUUCAAAUUGAUCCUGAUCUUCUUUUCAUGAAGAGUAAAUACUCUAGUUUCUCCGAUCUAAGACAGUUUCUGAAUAUUCAAUUCCGGUCUCAAAAUUUGCAUAUGGUCAUUCAAUUCUUUCUGUUUAACACCUGCCUUUCAAGAUCUGGCAUUUUUUCAGACGACAGCUGCUGUUAACUUUGAAUUCAAAUAUUCAUUUGUAAAUUUUGUAUGUAGGUGCACAAAGAUUGUUAGGCUAAAGGCUUUUGGCAUUUUUGUACAGUUUUUGUAACUUUUUCAUAAUUUUGUAAUUUGUAAAAAAAACAUGUAUUUAUCACCGAAAGAUUUAUGUAACUUUCAAGUUGGAGCAAUAAAUUA
This is a messenger RNA of Lineus longissimus, 11748 nucleotides long. RefSeq lists its product as uncharacterized. NCBI's taxonomy places the organism in Eukaryota, Metazoa, Nemertea, Pilidiophora, Heteronemertea, Lineidae. The coding region runs from base 120 to 9197 and encodes 3025 amino acids. The transcript is spliced from 35 exons. Gene Ontology annotation, cellular component: cytoplasm; pericentriolar material; centriole. Gene Ontology annotation, molecular function: protein kinase binding. The record is from RefSeq and is a predicted model, not a curated record. Gene Ontology annotation, biological process: protein localization to centrosome; mitotic spindle assembly; centrosome duplication.